AUGAGAAAUAAUAACUCAAGAAGUUCAUUUGGUAUGAAUGAUUACUAUGAUAGCAGUAAUAUAAAUCAUAAUACCAAUGUUCAAAAAACACCCCCAAAAAGUUUAGUUAAUCUUAGAGGAGGCAAUGUCAAACUAAAUCCUGCACAAACAAGUUAAUCAAGCGGAGCUCUGAAGCCUCCUAAAAUGAUUGUUGAGAGUGACAAAGAAAAUUACUAAAGAUAUGGCCCUCCUCUUUCUCCUAAUCGUGCUAAGUUUGAUGUAGAUUAAUUUUCUUAGCUUAAUUCAAAUUUUUUAGACUUGAAUAGUAUGAAUCUUGAAUAAAUAAAUGAUGAGUUAGAUAAUAAUAUGAAUAGCAUGAUAAUUUUAAUGAAUAGAAGAAAAUCGUUAAUAUAAGUGAAAAGAAAGAGAAUGCUUUUAGAGUUUGAUGAAAAGAAAGAAUUUAUGAAAAGAAUGAAUGUACCUCAACUUCAUUAGGAAUUAGUUAAUUUAAAUAGCGAAACUGAUAAUUAAUAUCUUUAAAAUCUAUUAAAUAAUACCAAUACUGCUCCUAAAAUGCAAAGGAUCAUCUAAAAUAUUGCUAAUGACAUUAAUCCUGAAGCUUAGGACCGUAAAAAGCUAGAGCUAUCAAGAAGCUCUGAUUUUUGGAAUACCAAUAAGUCUUUUGAAAAUGAAAUUGAUUCUCUUCUCACUAAGCUGAGAUUUUUCGAUUCAGAGUUGGAAAAGAGCAACAUAGAAAUUCAAGAAGUUUGCAAAAAAUUAGAUACAAUUGAAGAUAAUAUCAGAGAUUUAUUACUGCAGAAAUCAGAAGAUCAUGUUAAGAGGGCAGAACCUUUGUUUUAGCAUAAAUAAAAUCAGCAUAAUUUACUAAAGUAGCUUUUAGUGUAAAGAAACAAAAUAAAAGAUGAAAAAAUUUAAGUUAUUUAUGCAAUAAUUAAAUUGUUAAGCGAACUUAAAGCUUUGAGAUCUGAAAGAUUAGGAGAUCUAAAUGGAGUAUUUGGUAUAGAAGAUGUUGAUGACUCAUCUACAAAAAUAAACUAUUACAUUGAUUUUGUUGAUUAGCUAGAAAAUCUUGCUAAGAUUAAAGAAGCUAUGGUAGAUCUAGAAAAUGUAGAAGACGAACUAAUUAAAGAUAUUGAUACUUGCUCAAGAGAAUCAGAAGCAAUGUUCUCUGAAUUUGUAAAAAAAUCAAGCGAUGAAGCUAAAUUUUUUGCAGAUUUUGGUGAUAACUUAGCUAAAAGAAUAGGGAUGAAUGCUGCCAUUGAAUACUUUUUGGCUUAUUCUAAUUUGACAGGAAUCGACAAUUUAGACAUAAAAGAUAUACUCAAAAAAUUCAAAGAUAAUAUUGUAUUUUUAAAACCAUUAAUUGAAGAAGAUUAAGCAAUUAGAUAAGGACUUAAAAAAACUAGUGAUACUAUUGAUACUUUUGCUAACAUUUUAAGAGCCAUCGAAAAUGAAAAAGAAAGAAGGAAAGAAUUAUUGAGGAUGCUAGAAAACUGCCAAAAAUUAAAAGAUGAAGAGGAACAUAAAAAUGAGCUAAUAAGAGAAAUCGAGCUAGAGAUCACUAAAAAGAAGCAAUAAAAGAGUCACCUCGAGGAGGAUUUAGAAAAUAUAUUAGGUGAUGCAGAUUUAGAAUAAUAUAAGAAGCUAGGCAAUUUACUAAAGUAACACGAGCACGGACUUCAAUAGCUAUACAAUUCUCAAAAUAAUAUAAUUGGAGAGACAAACACUAUACAAAAAGAAUUUUUGAGGUAAAUGGAUCAAAUAAAGAACGACUAUGAUGAUAUUAUAAAGGAAAUUCUACCAAAUAACAUAAUGAGCACUCUAGAUUUCAAAAACGGAAAGGAUAUUAGAUAGGUCAAAAACUAUUUAAAGAAAACUUUUAAAAGACUAGGAAUAACUUUUGAAGAUCAAAGCGUUUGA
Tetrahymena thermophila SB210 is the source of this 1920-nucleotide messenger RNA. RefSeq lists its product as hypothetical. The transcript has 9 exons. NCBI's taxonomy places the organism in Eukaryota, Ciliophora, Oligohymenophorea, Hymenostomatida, Tetrahymenidae. The record is from RefSeq and is a predicted model, not a curated record.